ACUUUUUUGUCAAAAACCCCAUUAACACUCCCCCACUCUACUCCUCACCACACCAACCCUAAUCAUUCCCUGCAACUCAAACCCUAGAUCUUUCCACUCGCCAUGGCGGCUCCGUCUCGUUAUAUUUUAGUAAUGGCGACUCUUCUUCUCUCUCAUUUUGCUCAGGAGAGCCUACAAGAAGCAGAGAUUACGUUCUCUUCCCGUCUGAUUCACCGAUUCUCCGACGAAGUGAGAGCAAUUAGGGUUUCUUCUUCAAAAAAUGUGAGCUGGCCGGUGAAGAAAAGCUUGGAGUAUUACGAGAUGCUGUUUAACAGUGAUUUUCAGAGACAGAAAUUGCGACUUGGACCUCAUUAUAACUUCCUUUUCCCUUCUCAAGGCAGUAGAACGAUGUCGUUAGGCAAUGACUUUGGAUGGUUGCAUUAUACCUGGAUUGAUAUAGGAACACCUCAUGUUUCAUUUCUUGUUGCACUGGAUGCUGGGAGUGAUCUACUUUGGGUGCCUUGUAAUUGCCUGCAGUGUGCCCCUCUAUCAGCAAGUUACUAUAAUACUCUGGAUAGAGAUCUGAAUGAAUAUAGUCCAUCACACUCCAGUUCCAGCAAGCAUUUAUCUUGUAGCCAUGAGAUGUGUGAAUUGGGUCCGAACUGCAAAAGCCCAAAGCAGCCAUGCCCUUACACUAUUAAUUACUACACUGAAAACACAUCAACUUCAGGAUUGCUGGUCGAGGACAUACUGCAUCUUGCUUCUAAUGGUGAUGAUCCGUUAAAUCAUUCUGUGCAGGCUCCAGUGAUCAUUGGAUGUGGCAUGAAGCAAACUGGUGGUUACUUGGAUGGGGUCGCACCUGAUGGUCUGAUGGGUUUAGGAUUUACUGAACUGUCAGUUCCUAGUUUUCUUGCUAAAGCAGGAUUGAUCCGGAACUCUUUCUCAAUGUGCUUUGAUGAGGAUGAUUCUGGGAGAAUAUUUUUUGGUGAUCAAGGCCCGAGUACCCAGCAAUCUACACCAUUUUUGACCUUAAAUGGGAACUAUACAACUUAUGUUGUUGGAGUUGAUGCCUUUUGUGUGGGAAGUUCUUGUCUUAAGCAAACAAGUAUUAAAGCGUUAGUUGAUACUGGCACAUCGUUUACGUUUCUUCCAAAUGGAGUAUAUGAAAAAAUUACUGAUGAGUUUAAUAGGCAAGUGAAUAUUAAAAUUUCCAGCUUUGAAGGAUAUCCAUGGAAGUAUUGCUACAAAUCUAGUUCACGUGACUCUGCCAAGAUUCCCUCUGUGAAGCUCAUUUUCCCUCUGAACAAUAGCUUCGUGAUCCAUAAUCCUGUUUUUAUGAUUUAUGGCAUUCAGGGAACUAUUGGAUUUUGUUUAGCCAUUCAGCCGACCGAGGAAGAUAUUGGAACCAUUGGACAGAAUUUCAUGACAGGAUAUCGAGUGGUUUUUGAUAGGGAAAAUUUGAAGUUGGGCUGGUCACGUUCUAAUUGUGAAGACCAAAGUGACGACAAGACGAUGCCUCUUACAUCUCCUAAUGGGGCACCAAUCAACCCAUUACCAACAAAUGAGCAACAGAGCGCUCCGGGAGGACACGCAGUUUCACCUGCGGUUGCUGGAAGAGCUCCAUCUAAACCAUCAGCUGCCUCAGUCCCAUUAGUUCCGUCUUGGUUUUGUUUGUUGAAGAUGUUGCUAUUGCUACUUCUUCUUCAUCAACUAGUUUGCCUGUGUGAGUAAAUACUGUCUGAUUUCUACUUAUAUUAAGUUGUCAUAAUCUUUAUAUAGUUCCUAUAUGUAAAUUAAGUCUAUCCUGUGUAUGUAUUACAAAGUAUAUAUAGAUAUGUCCCAAUAUCCAAUGCCAUCAGUUUUUUUGGCCUCUUUAUAGGCAUAUGGUUGGUUGGGACUUGUAGGGAUACACUGCAGUUCCUUGUGUUUAAUUAAUAUUUCUUUCUAUUUUUCCUC
This is a messenger RNA of Mercurialis annua (annual mercury), 1935 nucleotides long. RefSeq names its product aspartic proteinase-like protein 1. Gene Ontology annotation, biological process: proteolysis. The transcript is spliced from 10 exons. The record is from RefSeq and is a predicted model, not a curated record. Gene Ontology annotation, molecular function: aspartic-type endopeptidase activity. The coding region runs from base 103 to 1710 and encodes 535 amino acids. Lineage: Eukaryota; Viridiplantae; Streptophyta; Magnoliopsida; Malpighiales; Euphorbiaceae.